Messenger RNA from Menidia menidia (Atlantic silverside), 2121 nucleotides. The record is from the annotation of a GenBank genome assembly. NCBI's taxonomy places the organism in Eukaryota, Metazoa, Chordata, Actinopteri, Atheriniformes, Atherinopsidae.
AUGGAUCUCUUCUGGGCACUGCUGUGGUCAGUGCUCCCCAGCUUGGCUCUUCUCUCUGGUCUGGAUCAAUGCGGCAUCCAUGAAAGCAGCAGCUCAGAGAGUGGGUGCGUUUUCCGGUCUAACCCAGGCUCGCCUUUGCUGGAAUCUGUACGCUGCUACAACGACUAUAAGUCCCGUGUGCUGUGCAGAUGGAAGAGGCCCCGAAACGAACCAAUGCAGCUCUGGUUCAAGACAGAAAACAGCAGAGCGCUGUGCGUGCCCUUGGACGCCGCAAACCCAGCUGAGCACAGAACCGUCCGCUGCAGUUAUGAAACGACCGUGUUUGCCAUCGCCAUCACCCACACCGUCUUCUUCCUCGACAACAGAACGGCGGCCUUGUGCUCAUCUGCCCCGCACAGGUCCGUGGACCUGUUCGAUCACAUGAGGGCGCUUCCACCCGUGAACGUGUCCUCCGUCGGGGCGGGUGACGGAGGCCGGCGGCUGAGCUGGGCCAGCCCCUACCCUCCUUCUUCCUCCUUGAACAGAAACCUCACGUAUCAGCUCAGCUACAGAGCGCAGGCUCAGGACCUCUGGACCGUAAGCCUCAGACUUCCUUCCUCAUCUGGAAAGAUCAAAAAGUCCUCCCCUCCUCCGCCUGCAGCACUCACGGAGAACGUGGCCACCUGCGCGGUCACUGUUGAGAAGCGACUGCUGCUUCCGGGUCACAGCUAUGAAGCCCGGGUCAGGGCCCGGGCCGGCGUGGGCCAGUGGAGUGACUGGAGCCCUGUGGUGACCUGGCAGACCGAAGAGGGUCGGUCCAUCCAUCUUCUCUCUUCUGGUGUCCACUCCUCUCUGCCCGAGUGGGAGUGCAGGAGGACGCUGGGUCUUGGCAGCAGCCACUUUGGACAGGCUCCCGCUUUGAACUGUGUCCUGGCAGGCGAAAAGGAAGUGGUUUGUAGCUGGGAGGUGAGCAGAGAGCUGGCUAACCUGGUCACCUACCAGUUGGCCUGCCGACGCAGGCGGACCGCCCAGCCUGAGAAAUGCUGCUCAAACCCUACUAUAAAUCUGGGCCAGAGUGGGAGGGUGAGCUACAGCUGCUCGCUGACUGACCCUGAAGGUCUGCAGCUGGAGCUCCAGCCGGCACACAGUGCAAAGACUUUUAGAGCCCACCAACACAUGUUUCUAGGAGGUUAUAUGACCAACAGCCCUGGAUCUUAUGUGAUGCUGAACAUCUCAGAGGGUUCCACAAACAUGAUCAUCCCGGGAAGUGUCCUUUCCCCGCUCCAGGAGUACCAGGUCAGAGUUAGGUCCAUGGUUGUACCUGGUCAGGGCUCCCUCUUUGAAGGAAUUCCCUCUGAAUGGACUGAUUCUGUCAAGUGGACCUCAAAGGAAGCCUCCUGGUUAUCCUCCAGCCUGAGCUACAUCAUCACCGGUGUGUUGGUCGUCACAGUCUUCUUCACGCUGUACUGGACGAUUCCAGCCUGUCAGAGGAAAGUGCUGCUGUGGGUAGACUCGGUUCCUUCUCCAGGCAAAAGCAAGAUCUUGUCUGACUUUAAGUAUGCCAGCUGCCAGACCUUCAUGCAGACUGAGAAGACCUCCAUCUGCAAAGCUCAGUACCUUCACAGCCUGUCGACAUGCUCCACAGACAUUUUGCUGUGGCCAUCCAAAGGGACUCAGGACGAGGAAUGGUGGAAUAGUGAUACCACGGCCUCCACUGGAUCAGAAUCAUCACCCGGGUCAGUUGAGGUCCAAAGUGAGGAGAGAUACACGAAAACUGAGGCAGAGGUCUCUCUGUCUCUUAUCCCGGUACCUGCUCAUCUUCAUGGCGAGGGUUAUGUUUGGCUUCCGGGCCUCGGUGUGUCCAGGUCCUCACAGGAUCUCACAUCUCAGGCCAACGAGAACACGAGCUCGCAGCGGUGCCCCAGCGCUGAGCUGGACCCGGACGGUCCGGAUUCUGCAGCGUGGAGCAACCAGUCAGAUGACCAGUCCGGUCUGCACAGGCCUACCGUCCCUGACCCACCUCCUGACUACACCUCAGGGGGUUUCUGCGCCUGGCCUCAAAUGGGUGCCAUAGAAGCCUCGGGGUACUGCCACCUCCCCACGCCGUGCCAAGAAAAGGAUUGUUUCACAGAGGACAUUUGA